AUGAGUUCACGAAUAUUAUCCUCGACUCUGCGAGGCACUCGACAGAAUCGAUUGAACAGCAGACCAGUUUGGAAAGGCCAAUGGGUAUGCCAAUUAUGUCGGAGUCACGGAGCUGCCAGGAGGGCGUUUUCCCUAAGCUCAAGCUUUUCGAAGCAAAAACCAUAUUACAUUACGACUCCCAUCUUCUACGUUAAUGCAGCUCCUCAUGUCGGACAUCUCUAUACUAUGGUCCUUACGGAUAUCCUCAAACGAUGGCAGGUCUUGAAAGGAAGAGAAGCCAUUCUUUGUACCGGAACGGAUGAGCAUGGAAUGAAAAUUCAACAAGCAGCAGCGUCUUUCAACAUGCCUCCAAAGGAGUUUUGCGACCGAGUUGCGGAUACUUUUAAAAAACUCGCCCAAGAAUUCAAUCUGUCGAACGAUCAUUUUAUUCGCACUACCGACGAGGAACAUCGAAACACGGUGCAGCUUGUCUGGCGCGUACUGGAUUCCAAUGGAUACAUAUACCAAUCGAAGCACGAGGGAUGGUAUUGUGUUAGCGACGAGACGUAUUAUCCAGACUCGGCGAUUGAGAAACGCUUAGAUCCAUAUACGGGGAAGACUUUCAUGGCAUCGAAAGAGACUGGAAAGGAGGUGGAAUGGACCUCUGAGACCAAUUACCACUUUCGCCUCUCUGCUUUCAAGGAUAAGCUUCUUCAGUACUAUAGGGAUAAUCCAGAGUUUGUCGUCCCUUCAACCCGGAUGAAGGAUGUGGUCAAAUGGGUUGAGGAUGGCUUAGAAGACCUAUCGAUAUCAAGACCAGUAGAAAGGCUGAGCUGGGGAAUUAGGGUUCCAGACGAUGACAGUCAGACCAUAUAUGUUUGGCUCGAUGCUUUGAUCAACUACAUCACCAAAGCCGGGUAUCCCUGGACAUCAGGAACUGAGACCUUAGAGGGCUGGCCAGCAGAUGUACAAGUGAUUGGAAAAGACAUUGUCCGCUUUCAUUGCAUAUACUGGCCUGCCUUUCUCAUGGCACUGGACGUUGCACCACCAAAACAAAUAUUAGCCCACGCUCAUUGGACAUUAGGAAGUCGAAAGAUGGCUAAAUCCACUGGGAAUGUUGUCAACCCGAUUCUUGCCAUGCAGCGGUUCGGCGUGGAUGUGAUGCGGUAUUAUCUUGCUCAUGAUGGUGGAAUCGUCAAUGACUCUGAUUACGGAAAUGAUCUGAUUGUCGAAAGGUAUAAAAAGGGACUACAGGGCGGACUUGGAAACCUUGCUAGUCGAAUAAUGAGACCCAAAAUCUGGAGUGUACCAAGUGUACUAGCAGAAGCUAGGGAUGGCAACGUGUACAAUAUUGGAAAGACCAGUAAAGCUCAAGUCGAUAUGUUAAACACCCUGCGCGAUAGGGUUAAUGUCAAAUUUGACCAGCUUGACCCUGGCGGAGCUUUACAAGUCAUUAUGGACGCUGUUUAUGAGACAAACAAGUAUCUGCAAUCAAACUCGCCCUGGAAGCUUGCUAAAGAACUCGCGGAACCAGAGGGUUCACCGCUUGGCACAACAGAAGACGAUAAACCCCUCCGUGAUUCCACCCAAGCGCGGAUUAAUCGGACAAUCUAUCAUUGUGCUGAGACGCUUCGAAUCGUUGGAAUUUUACUCCAACCAUACAUGCCAGAUAAGGCUAGGGAACUUCUUGACACGCUGGGUGUUGCUCCAGAUCGCCGAGCAUAUGAUGAUGCGUGCCUUGGAUUAGAUUUCACGUACGGCGUGCCUCUGACCUUACCAGGAAAGGGAAGCUGGGGGGCUCUGUUUCCACCACUCCCCGUCGAAGAUUAG
Molecule: messenger RNA, 1809 nt
Organism: Glarea lozoyensis ATCC 20868
Lineage: Eukaryota; Fungi; Ascomycota; Leotiomycetes; Helotiales; Helotiaceae
Product: Nucleotidylyl transferase
Exons: 3
Coding region: 1-1809 (602 amino acids)
Biological process (GO): methionyl-tRNA aminoacylation
Molecular function (GO): ATP binding; methionine-tRNA ligase activity
Source: RefSeq, a predicted model, not a curated record